AUGCCUGCGUCUGGAAACGACGACAUUACUGACGACUAUGUCACCGAGAUGCUCAAACGAGAUGCCAAGGCCUUGUCCUCAUCGUCGAGUCUCGCGUCGCUGAUGAACAAAAGAAAUAUCCUCCGACACACCGACAACCACAACUCGGCCCUGCUCAAGAAGGAGGCCGAGGAAUCAAGACUCCGUCUGCAAAACCUGCCUCGCUCGCACCGUCCUGCCCAGCAACUCUACUCUGCACGCGAUAGACACAAUCCCAAGAGGAGGCGUCUCGAUCCUGACGACCAUGACCAUCUAUCUACCGAGCAGAAGACCCGUGAGAGUCAUCGCCAUUCCCCCGAUACGAAACCCAGGCAUUCCCGCUCAAGCCGUCGCGACACCUCGCCAGACCGUCAUUCCUCGCAACGCCAUCACAGAGACCGCCGUUCGCCAGACUCAAGACAUCACGAAUCAAGCAGACGCCACCAUCACUCGAGACACCGCUCCUCUUCACCGCGUAACCGCCAUUCAUCGACGAAACCAUCCAAGUCAUCUGAAAACUCGACUCAUCGCCACAAUCGAAGGCGUUCUCCACCAUCUGACGCAUCGGAUUCCGAUCCUCUAGAUGCCAUCAUCGGCCCUGCACCUCCGUCUCAUCCACCAGUUCGCUCACGGGGCCGUGGUGCUCAGAAUCAUGCUUCGGCCAUCGAUAAUCAUUUCUCCUCAAACUACGACCCAUCUGCCGAUGUACAACCAGAUCCGCAAGAAGACGAUGACUGGGAUCAAGCUCUCGAGGCUCUACGGGAUCGCCAGAAGUGGAAGCAACAAGGUGCAGACAGACUCCGUGCCGCCGGCUUUACCGAAAAAGAGGUCAGCAAAUGGGAGAAGGGCGGCGGGAAGUCGGAAGAGGACGUCGUAUGGGCAAAGAAAGGCGAGGGACGGGAAUGGGACCGAGGCAAGGUUGUAGAUGAGCAUGGACUGGUUGAAGUCAAGCCCGAAUGGGGCAGGCUGAAAGAUGCUUGA
This is a messenger RNA of Aureobasidium vineae, 999 nucleotides long. Lineage: Eukaryota; Fungi; Ascomycota; Dothideomycetes; Dothideales; Saccotheciaceae. The record is from the annotation of a GenBank genome assembly.